This is a messenger RNA of Propithecus coquereli (Coquerel's sifaka), 1551 nucleotides long. RefSeq names its product lamin tail domain containing 1 (gene LMNTD1). The transcript has 8 exons. The coding region runs from base 1 to 1551 and encodes 516 amino acids. The record is from RefSeq and is a predicted model, not a curated record. NCBI's taxonomy places the organism in Eukaryota, Metazoa, Chordata, Mammalia, Primates, Indriidae. Gene Ontology annotation, cellular component: nuclear envelope; cytoplasm.
AUGAAAGACACACAAGACAUUCAGGAAGCUUCAAAGGCCCUGCAAAGUGAAGUCCACAAACAGGAAGAUGAAGUGGAGAAACAAGAGCAAAGUGGAGACAAAUCUGGAGUUUCCCUAGUGAUACAACGAUCUUCAGUACAUUUUUUCCCACAGACAAGUUCAGACUCUACAGCUCUGACAUUUUCACAGUUAUCAUCAGAUGAAAGGCCUCUCAGUUACUAUCCAUCUCAGCUUAGUGGAGGAACAGUAUCAACAACUGGACCAUUGACUUCUAAAGGUACCACACAUAUUUAUUAUUCCGUUCUUAGAGUGAGCCAAAGACACUCCUAUCUGAAGGCACCUUAUAAUCUUUGUGUCUUGUUUUCCAGUUCUCUUGGAGACAUUAAAAUAGCUGACGUGAAUAUCAAGGGUUUGUUUGUGAAGCUCGUAAACUCUUCCCUUGACAAAGAACUCGCCAUUGGAGAUCAUAUUCUCCAGCAAAAUGUGAAUGGACAGAGAGUUUCUUUGUACCGAUUCCUUCCAAACAUCGUAAUGCAGGCCAACUCCUCAGUAACAGUGUGGGCAGCAGCCUCUGAAGCAAAGCACCAGCCACCAUCAAAUUUUCUAUGGAAGGAACAAAACAAGUUUAUAACAAGUCCAGAUUGUACAACAAUCCUGUGCAAACCUAACGGUCAAGCUGUUGCCUGGUACACUCUUAUUCACUGGAAGCAAGCAUGGGAGAAAUUAGAGACUGACAUUGAAUUUGACAGAUCUUCAAUAGUAACUCCAAAAUUCCGAAGGCACAUGUUUCGGUGGGCAGCAUCUACGACUACAGUAACUACAGAAACAGAAGAUCAACCUAAGAAAGGUACCUCAAAAUAUCAGCUGGAACAAGAUCAAGUUUUUCUUGAGAGAGAAAAGGAAAUUCCACCAACCCUUUCCCCCAAUUGCAGCCCUUGGUGUCAGAGUCCCUUCGUCCCUACACAUCCCCACAGCCCUCUGAUUGAACCGUACGAUACAGGCACAGCUGGAAGCAGGUUGAGUAGACAGCCCCGGUCUCAGUCAACCAGACCUGAUCGAGCCCCAGGGACCAAGAAAAAGAAGACAUCUAAGUUACAAAACCAAUAUGCAGUCAACUCAACUUCUAAAGAGCAAAAAAAACCCAGAUUAAACCUGCCAGCCCUGGGCUGGCCAAAACCGAUCCUUCUGAAAGGCAGUUGGCGUCCCGGAGCACCGCCGCGCGGCUGUAGAUUUAAAAGGUUUCCGAGUUCCAGCGACUCAGGACGCCACCACCGCCACCCGAGGUCCCCACCCGCAGCCCAGCGUGCCCGCGGAGGAGGAGGAGCGACGGGGCGCGAACACAGGCUGAGGUCACCGCCCGGUUGUGCAAUCGGAUAUGCAAAUAAGCCGGGUUAUGCCGGCCAAUCGGAAGCCGGAUGUGUCGUGACGCGCGCGCCGAGCGCCCGUAGUAUUUAUAGAUCGUAUUUAAAGAGCCCUUGGGAGUCUCCCCGGGCUCGGCUGGGCGGCGGUGGCUGCGGUGCUGCGGGGCUGCAGUUAGCGCAGCGCACGUGA